Molecule: messenger RNA, 3713 nt
Organism: Entelurus aequoreus (snake pipefish)
Lineage: Eukaryota; Metazoa; Chordata; Actinopteri; Syngnathiformes; Syngnathidae
Gene: dlg1b
Product: discs large MAGUK scaffold protein 1b
Exons: 26
Coding region: 334-3237 (967 amino acids)
Biological process (GO): chemical synaptic transmission; neurotransmitter receptor localization to postsynaptic specialization membrane
Cellular component (GO): neuron projection; neuromuscular junction; postsynaptic density membrane
Molecular function (GO): kinase binding
Source: RefSeq, a predicted model, not a curated record
GAAGAAGAGGAGGAGGGAUUUACUCGCACAACUUUGACACGAACGCACAGCAGGCGCGUGCACGAGCAGAAGUGUGCUCGCGGGCGUUGACUUUAGGACAAACAAGUUCUGCUUUUGGUUCUUUCGGGACCGCGCACGCACGGACGCGCACGCGGCGCUCGUUUCGGACUCGAAGGUACUCGGACUGGAGACGUAGAGACGUGUCACUGCCGAGUUAUCGUGUGUGGUCUUGACAGCCAUAAUCCGUCGUCCUGCGGGGAGGCGGGGAGGGGAGGCGGCAGUGAGUGCUGUGCGGCUAGCACAGACGGAGCUCCCGGCCGAGCUGAACCGGACAUGCCCGUCAGGAAGAAAGAUGCACAGCGGGCGCUGUCCCUCCUGGAGGAGUACCGGGCCAAACUGAACCACGCUGAAGACCGACAUCUGGGCGUCUCCAUCCAAAGGGUCAUUGACAUCUUCCAGAGUAAUCUCUUCCAGGCGCUCAUUGACAUCCAGGAGUUCUACGAAGUGACCUUAUUGGACAGCCAGAGAUGGGCGGAGUCUUCCAAGCCGGUGGACGUCGUGGUGCCUCCCGUCAACCUGUGGGACUUCUCCAGCCUUCAAAGCACAACCGUGACCUCCGAUACACUGCCCAGCCUUAGCACAAGCAUCGAGGACUCCGCCCUCCUAAAUGAAAUCCUCCACACGUUGGCCAAACGCUCGCCAAAACAUGACACAUGUAAGUACCGGCAGCACGAUGAGGACUCAUCCCCUCAGGAGGACCAGAGCUCGCCCCAGCUCACUGAGGAGGCGGGCGGUCCAGAACUGGUCCAGGUGGCCGAGAAGAAUCUUUCCCAGAUUGAGAACGUACACGGCUAUGUCACCCAUGCCCACAUCUCACCCAUGAAGGUGGCAUCUCUGGAGUGUGUCUUUGACGGGUCAUCAACAUUAGGACAUAACAACCCGGAACUCCCUUCCCCCACACCCUCAUCCCUCUACCCUCACGGAGAAGACAGCCCUCUCCCAUCCUGCUCUUCCAACCCCUACCCCCCAAUCCAGGCCAAUCCCCCUCCUGUUGUGGUGAAUGCCGACAGUUUGGACACGCCCCCUUAUGUGAACGGAACCGAGGCAGACUACGAGUAUGAGGAGAUCACAUUGGAGAGGGGGAAUUCGGGUCUGGGCUUCAGCAUCGCGGGCGGCAUCGACAACCCCCACAUCGGUGAAGACCCCAGCAUAUUUAUCACCAAAGUCAUCCCAGGGGGUGCCGCCGCCCAGGAUGGACGGCUCAGGGUCAAUGAUGUCAUCCUGCGUGUCAAUGAGGUGGAUGUUCGCGAUGUGACACACAGUCGGGCAGUGGAGGCGUUAAAGGAGGCAGGCUCUCUAGUUCGACUGUACGUGCGUAGGAGGAAGCCUCUUUCUGAGAAAGUGAUGGAGAUCAAACUGGUGAAAGGACCCAAAGGUCUGGGCUUCAGUAUAGCGGGUGGCGUGGGCAACCAGCACAUCCCCGGUGACAACAGCAUCUAUGUGACCAAGAUUAUUGAGGGUGGAGCUGCGCACAAAGACGGCCGACUGCAGAUCGGUGACAAACUCCUGGCUGUGAACAGUAGUUGUCUAGAAGAAGUUAGUCAUGAGCACGCCGUCACUGCCUUGAAGAACACUCCUGACGUGGUCUACUUGAAAGUGGCCAAACCCAACAGUGUCUUCAUUACCGAUACAUUCGGACCUCCAGACCUCACCAACUCCUUCUCGCAGCAUCUGGAGAACCAUAUCACUCCUCCUAACUUUCUGGCUCAGCCCCUCCCUUUGCCGGCCUCAUCUGGACGCUACUCGCCGACGCCCAAGAGCAUGCUGGGAGAUGAUGACAUGUCACGGGAACCUAGGAAGGUGGUGCUGCAUCGCGGCGCCACAGGUUUGGGCUUCAACAUUGUUGGUGGCGAGGAUGGCGAGGGCAUCUUCAUCUCCUUCAUCCUGGCUGGCGGUCCCGCAGACCUUUGUGGGGAGCUGAGGAAAGGAGAUCGCCUGGUGUCUGUAAAUGGCGUGGACCUUCGCAGCGCCACGCACGAGCAGGCCGCUGCCGCCCUGAAGAACGCCGGGCAGACAGUGACCAUCAUGGCCCACUACAGGCCAGAGGAGUAUGGGCGCUUUGAGGCCAAGAUCCACGACCUGAGAGAGCAGAUGAUGAACAGCAGCAUCAGUUCUGGUUCAGGUUCCCUGCGGACCAACCAGAAAAGGUCGUUGUACGUCAGGGCUCUCUUCGACUACGACAAGACCCGGGACUCGGGUCUUCCCAGUCAGGGUCUGGACUUUAAGUUCGGAGACAUUCUUCAUGUGGUCAACGCCUCUGACGAUGAGUGGUGGCAGGCUCGCCAGAUGACGGCCCGCGGCGAGGCGGAGGAUGUUGGCGUGAUCCCCAGCAAGCGGAGGGUGGAGAAGAAGGAGCGAGCCCGCUUGAAGACGGUCAAGUUCAACCCGAAGUCUCGUGAGCGAGGGUCGCUCAGUGACAAGCGUAAAAAGAGCGUCUUUCCCAGAACGUUCCUCUUCUACAAGAAUCGGGAGACGAGCGAGCAGGAGAGCAGCGACUUGGAGCAACACGUCACCUCGAACGCCAGCGAUAGCGAAAGUAGCUACCGCGGACAGGAGUGUGUCAUUUCCUAUGAAGCCGUCAGUCAACAGAAAGUCGACUACGCGCGGCCCGUCAUCAUCCUCGGGCCCAUGAAGGACCGCGUCAACGACGACCUCAUCUCUGAGUUCCCAGACAAGUUUGGAUCAUGUGUCCCACACACGACACGGCCCAAGCGUGACUACGAGGUGGACGGUCGGGAUUAUCAUUUUGUGGCGUCCCGCGAGCAGAUGGAGAAGGACAUCCAGGAGCACAAGUUCAUCGAGGCGGGGCAGUACAACAACCAUCUGUACGGAACCAGCGUCCAGUCCGUCCGAGAGGUGGCCCAGAAGGGUAAACAUUGCAUCCUGGAUGUGUCGGGCAACGCCAUUAAGCGACUCCAGCUCGCUCUUCUUCAUCCGAUCGCUGUCUUCAUCAAGCCCAAGUCGGUGGAGAACAUCAUGGAAAUGAACAAGCGGCUGACAGAGGAUCAAAGCAGGAAGACGUUUGAACGUGCUGCCAAACUGGAGCAUGAGUUCACUGAGCACUUCACAGCCAUUGUGCAAGGAGACACACUGGAGGAAAUCUACGAGCAAACUAAGCAGAUCAUCGAGGACCAGUCGGGUCCGUUCAUAUGGGUCCAGUCCAAGGAGAAGUUGUGAACACCGCCCACUUUUAUUUUGAAAAUUCCACCUGCCCUUCACCCCCCCCUUGUGGGACAUUCUUGGACACCCUGAAGGACCUAAAAAGACAUCUCUUUAUUGUGUGGUCGACACAAAAAGCAACUUUGCACGUCGGAGCAUUAAGAGCGUGCCCCCCUCAACCCCCAUCUCACCUGCACUCCUCUGCUGCCACUAGAGGGCGCUGUCUGCUUUUUACUGCUCACAUUAACCCUUUAAUGAGGACAAAAUGGUGGAAUUGAACAUUAUACUUCAAAGUUUACUAAGAGCUCUUUAAAUUCUCAAUAGAGUUGUUGCAGUGACCUGCAGGUGGCAUCGUAGUGCAGGACAAGGAUUUUAAAGGAGCUAAACUGCCUAUUUUGUUAUAAAAAGUCUAUAUUGAACUCUGCAUUAUCACUAAUCUUUAUUUUGAUCACUUCCUGCCUUUUUUUAACCUAAUAAAAUCUGUUGAAGCUGUA